AUCACAAGACCUCCCCGUUUGAUCCCAAUCAGCGCUGUGAACACCAAGGGAAUCAUGCCUGUCCCCAGGAAAGCAGGAAGAAAAAACAGCAAUGCUCCAGAAGCUGCCGCCAUAUGAUCCAAAUCUUGCUGAGCCCACAACCAGGGCUGACUUCCUCCAACAUUUUUUGCCCAUCUCUCUCGAUGAUAAAACGGCACAGAAACUGUUGUGGAUCUCAGAGGCAGGGUCCAAGGUGGCCCGUACUUCAGAGGCCGUCUGCCCGUACCCCAACAGGCCUGAGAGAUAUGAACACUCUCCACAGGUGCUGUGUAAGGAGGGUGUGAUGGGAUACAGAGCGUACUGGGAGGUGGACUACGAUGGCUGGGUGGUCAUUGGGGCCGUGUUUGAGAGCGCGCCCCGGAAGGUCCAGGACGGCCGUGGCCCCUGCGGCCUCGGGGAGAACAGUGUCUCCUGGGGGGCCGGCUGGUCUGGAUCCUGUUACCAAGUGUGGCACAACAGCGAUAACGUGGAUGUCUCCCUCCCCCUGACCUCCACCAUGGGCAUGUACAUCGACCAGCCCGCCGGCAUUAUCAAGUUGCUCAUUGUGGAAGGAGAAGGGGAGAACAAGGAGGUGCGGCUGAUUCACAAGUUCAAGGCCAACAUCACAGAGAAGAUUUACCCCGCGUUCUGGGUUGGCACAAAUUCAUUCUGCCUUAUCCGGAAAAAUGAUCAGUGACACGGAAGAGGAUUGAGCAUGAUUCGUAAUGAGGGGGUUGGGCGACAAUGUUUGGGGAACAAGUGUUGGAGUUGUAAAAGCAGCACGUUGUGCCAUCUUUGUAGUUUGCUUUCUCUGGUUGCAUGACGAACAAUUAUUCAUCUCAUAUUAUAUCCAAGAUGGCUACUUAUUUAAUUUGCUAUUGUGUAUCUUUUUCUGUAUUUUAUUUAACUUAGUAUUUUAGUCUAGGUCUUGUAUGUUUUUGUAACACGCAGGACUGUACUAGAGGACUGUACUAGAGUGCUUGUUUAACUUAAGAGUCUGCAUCUUUUUUAUGUGCUGAAUGUAGUAAUAAAUUAAACUAUUCUGUAAUAACACUGAUGUUGCAUUAUGUUUGUCUGAUACUGCAUAUCAGGGAUGACCGUAGAUCAGAUAUUAACCAUAGACUGCAUAUAUUUGUAUUCACUUCAGUAGUCUGCUGACGCCCUCUAGUGGCCUUUAAUAUAAUUGUACCCUUACACAUAAACAUACAAUGAGUCUUUU
Molecule: messenger RNA, 1237 nt
Organism: Notothenia coriiceps (black rockcod)
Lineage: Eukaryota; Metazoa; Chordata; Actinopteri; Perciformes; Nototheniidae
Product: tripartite motif-containing protein 16
Exons: 5
Coding region: 92-715 (207 amino acids)
Molecular function (GO): protein binding
Source: RefSeq, a predicted model, not a curated record